AUGCGCCAAUUUACAAAACAGAGAAGAAGAGAAGAGAAAAAAAGGAAAUACUUGCAGUACAUGAAGACAUUGCGCUCUCAGAUGAACGAUGUGGAAGAUCAAGCUGCAAAGGUCUCAGUGGAAGAGCAAAUGCAGUUGACCACCAUUCAGACAUUGGAGAACGAUCUCAAUUCUGCAAUAUCAGAAAUAAAACGAUUCAUGGAAGACAUUGAGCAGAUGAAAAAUGCCAAGGGUCAAGUAUGCUCACUAAUUUUGGAAAAGCAGAGAAAGAUAGCUUCUUUGGAGGCUGAUUCGUCCACCCUGAUCCAGACUCUGGAGCUUAUCGAACAAGAAAGAAUCAACUUAUCUUCCAAGCUUAUAGAAAAGAGCACUCACUACAUGAAGGUUAGAGAGGAUGUCAAUGCCAAAUUGCAGCUGCAACAGGAUUGGGUCUAUUCUCACUGCACUCACAUGGAACCGGGAGAGCAUGGAAUGGUUAAGGAUAGAUUUGAUGAGAAAGAGUUUCAAGGGAAGGCUAGUUUUGAUAACCACCUCAGCAUGGACAACCAGGGCAAUGAUGCAAGGAAGAACCUAAUGAACAUGUUGGACUCUGCUAAAGCCAAGCUUGAUGAUAUUUUACAAAUGAACUCUGAACUUGUUAUCGAGAACUGCAAGAUGAAGCAGGCUAUUGAGCAAGUAAAUUUGAGGGAAAGUGAUUUUAAGCCAGAGCUAAGGGCAAUGGAUAUAAAGACCCUGGAAGAAGAAUACGAUGCUCUUCUAUCAGACAAAGCUGGAGAAACUGAGUACUUGAAGACUCUGCAGGACCAAAUUGAGAAACUGAGGGGAAUAUCUCAUGUGGUUAUAUGCACUUGCGGAGAGGAAUACAAAGUGGAAGUGGGCAUCUGUGCAUAAAAAAAAAACUUGAAACAGACGCAUGAAUUGCGGAAGAUGGAAGUCUGAGAAUGAAAUCAUCAGUUGGCUAAUGGCUAGAGCCUAGAAUACUUGGCCUGCUUUUCAGGUAACUGUUCAAACAAGAACCGAAACCAAAUCUAGUUCCUUUCUUGCAACAGGGACAUAAUGAUAUUUGAUUUAGUUGUUGGUAUGGUGCAAGUUGAAAUUAAUGUCUUUUUGUGCAUUGGCAUUGGUUAAAGUUGUACAAAUUUCCAUCACAAACACUAUACAAUAAGUGAAAAUGUCUUUGUGUAAGUGAGAAAUUAGUUCUCUUGGAUAUACACUAAUGGAAAAAUGUCUUUGACAUUCACCUA
This is a messenger RNA of Malus domestica (apple), 1244 nucleotides long. Lineage: Eukaryota; Viridiplantae; Streptophyta; Magnoliopsida; Rosales; Rosaceae. The record is from RefSeq and is a predicted model, not a curated record.